AUGGAUUGGCUGCACAUUUACAUCGCCGGCGCGGCCUUUUUGGUCUUUGCCCUCGUUGCUCUCGUCCUCCUCGUUUCUUUUCAACAGGUCAAGGUGGAUAUGGAUCAUGGCCCCCUCACGUAUGUGAAGUUCAUCUGGGCGAAUUUCCUGAAGCCUCACGAUAAGAGUGUGGAGGGCCAGCAGGGUGCGCUGGAGAGCUUCUACAAGACUCAGGCAACUGUCUACGAUGCUACCCGCCGUCGUCUUCUCCAUGGUCGUGAGGAUAUGCUCGGUCUGGUUGCCGCGCAGUUGAAGUACAAGGUCGAGAACAAGGAGAUCAAGGCGGGCAAGGCAGUCUGGGUUGAUGUUGGUGGUGGCACUGGAUACAACAUCGAGGCCAUGUCCGCUUUCCUCCCCGUCGACAAGUUCUUCGAUCAAGUCUACCUCGUCGAUCUCUCCCCCUCGCUCUGUGAUGUCGCUCGUCAGCGCUUCGAACGCCUUGGCUGGAAGAAUGUCACCGUUCUGUGUCAGGAUGCUCGCUCGUUCCGUCUUCCCGAGAGGCAGAUUGACCCCAAUGCUGCUGAUGGUGCGACUACCGAUUGCGCGGACUUGAUCACUAUGAGCUACAGCUUGUCUAUGAUUCCUGACUACUACAGCGUUGUUGACUCGUUGACCUCCCGCCUCAAGGCUACUGGCUUGCUGGGUGUUUGCGAUUUCUACGUCCAGAGCAUUGUCGACGUCUCCUGCCGCAACUACACUGGUGGCGCCUUUAACCGCCAUGUCAACUGGCUCGGUCGUGUCUUCUGGCGUGCGUGGUUUGACUUUGACCGUGUGAGCUUGGAAGCCGCUCGUCGUGACUACCUGGAGUACAAGUUUGGUACCGUGAUCUCCGCCAGUGAACGCAACUAUGCUCUCGGUGGUAUUCCUUACUACAUCUUCGUGGGUUGCCCCAAGGAGAUCGCCUCCACGCCAUCGAGCCAGGCCGCUAUCGAGAAGCUCGAUGCUUCCUUCACCGAGUCUCCCUACCUCCUCCCCGCGAACCACCAAAAGGAGAUGGACAAGGCUGUUGAGAAAAGCACGACCGAGGUCCGUUCCAAGGCAUAUGAAUCGGCUGUGAUCAACCUGAGCGCCAACCUGCCCCUUCCCUCCUCCUUCUACCAAAACCACCACUACCGCAUCCACUACAAUGACAUGCUCCCCAAGCACACCCAAUUCCAGAAUGAAUACAUCUACGCCUUCACCUGGGAAGACCCCCGUGUCGACCACCGCCUGCUCAACAUCGGCCCCGAUGAUGUGAUUCUCGCUAUUACCAGCGCCGGUGACAACAUCCUGGAUUACCUGCAAAAGAACCCUCGUCGAGUCCACGCCGUCGACCUGAACCCCAACCAGAACCACCUCCUGGAGCUCAAGGUGGCCAGCUACAUCGCUCUGGGCCACCGUGACAUGUGGAAGAUCUUUGGUGAGGGCAAGCACCCGGAAUUCCGCGAGCUGCUCAUCUCCAAGCUCAGCCCUCAUUUGUCCAGCCAAGCCUUCCAGUACUGGGCGGAGCACACUCACAUCUUCACCUCCAAGUCUGGUCGUGGUCUGUACGAGACUGGUGGCUCGCGCCACGCAAUCCGCAUGGUGCGCUACCUGUUCAACAUGUUCGGACUUCAGGGCGAGGUGGAGAAGAUGUGUUCGGCACAGACUCUGGCUGAGCAGCGGGAGAUUUGGCCUCGCAUUCGUCGGGUCUUGCUCAGCAAGCCCCUGAACUGGGCCAUUGUCAGUACCGAGUGGUUUGCCUGGAAGGCGGCUGGUGUGCCUCGCAACCAGCGCAACAUGAUUGUUGAUGACUAUUUCCGCCGCAACGGUUUGACGACGGAUAUGAAGCAGGGCAAGGAUAUCAGUGGCCAAUCUAUCUGGGAAUACGUGGUGAACACUCUGGACCCUGUCGUCAACGAUACUCUGAUCAGCAACGACAACUACUUCUACUACCUGUGUAUGCAGGGCAGGUUCUCACGCCGCUGCCACCCCACGUAUCUCUCCCCUCAAGCCCACGUCAAGCUGUCCACCCCCGGUGCCUUUGAUGGUCUCCGAAUUCACACCGAUGAGAUUAACGAGGUGAUUAACCGUAUCACCCCGGGCACAUUGACCAUCGCUGUGGUCAUGGACUCCAUGGACUGGUUCGACCCCGAGGGAGAUGCCGCACCCGCACAAGCCCGCCGGUUCAACACUGCUCUGAAGAAGGGUGGCCGUAUCCUGCUCCGCUCUGCCAGCAUCGACCCCUGGUACAUCAAGCACUUUGAGGAGAACGGCUUCUCACCCCGCCGAGUUGGAGCCCGUUUCCCCGGAACAUGUAUUGACCGUGUCAACAUGUAUGCCUCAACCUGGAUCUGCACCAAGACCGAAGACAUCGCCCGCCCCAAGAACGACCGCAGCAUCUCCGUCCUCUCCCUCGGCGAUGCCGCAGUUGGAUCAGCCAAGCGAUCCAGCAGCGUGGAAGACCUGCAAAUUUAA
This is a messenger RNA of Penicillium cataractarum, 2475 nucleotides long. RefSeq names its product class I SAM-dependent methyltransferase. The record is from RefSeq and is a predicted model, not a curated record. The transcript has 9 exons. NCBI's taxonomy places the organism in Eukaryota, Fungi, Ascomycota, Eurotiomycetes, Eurotiales, Aspergillaceae. Bases 1 to 2475 code for a protein of 824 amino acids.